AUGGGCUUUCUAUACUCACAAUUUUUUGUUACUCCCCAAUAUCCCACACAGUCCUUUGUGGAUCAGACAGUGCUGAUUACCGGGGCCAAUGUCGGCUUAGGGUUAGAAGCUGCACGCCAUGUCACGCGACUGGGCGCCUCUCGAGUGAUCCUCGGCGUUCGCAAUGUGAAAGCUGGCGAAACUGCGAAGGAGGACAUUGAGAAGUCCACAGGCCGCUCAGGCGUGUGUGAAGUGUGGGAGGUAGACCUAUCCUCAUACGCAUCCGUCAUCGCAUUCAGCGAGCGUAUCGCGAAGAUCCCCAGCCUGGAUGUAGCCAUCCUCAAUGCCGCCAUUGCAACAGGAGAGUUCUCAACAUCCGAAGGCUAUGAGCGAAGUAUCACUGUGAAUGUGAUCAGCACCCUCCUUCUCGGUCUCCUCCUCCUCCCAACACUAAAGUCGACCCGAAAACUGAUCCCAUCACGCACGCCGCACCUCACAUUCGUCGUGAGCGAAGUCCACGGCUGGGUCAGCUUCCCCGAAUGGAAAGAAGAUCAACCGAUGAAAACAAUCAGCGACCCAACAAAGGCGAACAUGCGCGAGCGCUACCCAUUGUCGAAGUUACUCGAGGUGUUGCUCGUGCAGGAACUAGCAGGCCGGGUUCGCGGGUCAGAGGUCAUCAUCAACAUGGUCAACCCUGGUCUCUGCCACUCACAGCUCGGAAGGGAGGGAGGAUGGAGCUUCAUGCUGAUGAAGUUGGUCAUGGCUCGGUCCACUGAGGUUGGCUCGCGGACCCUUGUAGCCGGGGCUGCAGCUGGACUCGAAAGCCACGGCGCAUAUAUGACGGAUGGACAUGUGGAGAAUACGGCUCUUUCGCCAUUUGUGCGCAGUGAUGAAGGGCGCCAAGCGCGUGAGAAGUUGUGGAGUGAGUUGUCGUCGAUCUUGGAGGGUGUUCGUCCUGGUAUUAUGCAGAACGUGUAA
Molecule: messenger RNA, 957 nt
Organism: Penicillium canescens
Lineage: Eukaryota; Fungi; Ascomycota; Eurotiomycetes; Eurotiales; Aspergillaceae
Product: putative short-chain dehydrogenase/reductase family protein
Exons: 1
Coding region: 1-957 (318 amino acids)
Source: RefSeq, a predicted model, not a curated record